AUGCUUCGCUCGCUUAUUACCACCGCCUGCCUGGCCGCGCUGGCCACGGCCCAGAGCAAUGUUGUCGGUUCCGCUGUCGGUUUCGCUGCUGGUGUGACGGGAGGCGGCGAUGCCACGCCGGCCGUGCCUGCUGAUAUCGACGAGCUUACCAGCUGGCUCACUGAUGACGAGCCUCGGGUCAUUCUUUUGGACAAGGAGUACGACUUCACGGGGUCCGAGGGCACGAAGACCGAGGAUGGCUGCCGUCCGGACAGCAACACUUGCGGCAGCAGCGGGCAAGACGCGCUGAACGGACCUGACUGGUGCAGCGACAGCUACCCCACAGUGUCGGUCACUUACGACGUGGCGGCGACCAACCCGAUCGACGUCAAGUCCAACAAGUCGAUCGUAGGUGUCGGCGAGGCGGGGGUGAUCCGCGGCAAGGGGUUUCGGUUCGUCAGCGGGGCUCAGAACAUCAUCUUCCAGAACGUGCACGUCACGGAGCUCAACCCGCAGUACAUCUGGGGCGGCGACGCGUUCCAGAUGGCGGGCAGCGAUCUGAUCUGGCUGGACCACGUCAAGAUCUCGCUCGUGGGGCGGCAGAUGCUCGUGACGGGCUACGAGACGGCGGGGCGGGUGACGAUCAGCAACUCGGAGCUGGACGGGCAGACGUCGUGGAGCGCGUCGUGCAACGGCGAGCACUACUGGACGAUGCUGCUCCUGGGCGACGGCGACCAGAUCACGUUUGCCAACAACUACGUGCACGACACGUCGGGGCGGUCGCCCAAGGUGGGCGACAAGGUCACGCUGCACGCGGUCAACAACUACUUCCAGACCAACCAGGGCCACAACUUCGACGUCUCGGACGGGGCGCAGAUGCUCGUCGAGGGCAACGUCUUCGAGGACUGCAAGGCGCCCAUGAACAUCGCCGUCACCGGCGGCGUCUUCAGCGUGCCCGACAGCAGCGCGGCGGCCCAGUGCUCGAGCGCCCUCGGCCGCGACUGCCAGCUCAACCAGCUCACCGACUCGGGCGACUUUGGCAGCUUCACCGACACCACCGUCGUCGACUCCAUCGGCGCCGCCGACUCGGUCUGGGAGGCCAUCGCGGCUUCUGAAGUCGCCUCCACCGUCGUCGCUGGCGCCGGCAUCGGCAAGAUCUCUUCCUAG
Messenger RNA from Diplodia corticola, 1146 nucleotides. Its product is annotated as polysaccharide lyase family 1 protein. Gene Ontology annotation, molecular function: pectate lyase activity. Lineage: Eukaryota; Fungi; Ascomycota; Dothideomycetes; Botryosphaeriales; Botryosphaeriaceae. The transcript is spliced from 2 exons. The record is from RefSeq and is a predicted model, not a curated record. The coding region runs from base 1 to 1146 and encodes 381 amino acids.